Molecule: messenger RNA, 1147 nt
Organism: Manis pentadactyla (Chinese pangolin)
Lineage: Eukaryota; Metazoa; Chordata; Mammalia; Pholidota; Manidae
Product: EP300-interacting inhibitor of differentiation 2-like
Exons: 1
Coding region: 34-600 (188 amino acids)
Biological process (GO): negative regulation of DNA-templated transcription
Cellular component (GO): nucleoplasm
Molecular function (GO): transcription corepressor activity
Source: RefSeq, a predicted model, not a curated record
UCUGGGAGCGACCGAGCUGAUCCCGCGCCCGAGAUGUCCGAGCUGCCGGCGGACUGCAGUGUCCCGCACCCCGACGCGGAGGACGGGGACCGCGACGCCCCGCAGGCGGAGGUAGGCGGCGGGCCGCGAGAGCCGUUCCGGGCGCGGCCUGAGGAGCCCGGGGAAGGUCCGAUGGCGGCAGCCAGGGAAGUUCUAGUGGCGGCGGCCAGGGCAGCUGGGGUGCCAGAGGUCGCCCGACUGUUGGCGGAGCUAGCGGAGGAAGAGCGUCGGGAGGGCAGGCCCGGGAACGGCCCAGGCCUGGCUGCGUCGCCUCAUCGCCUUCGUCGCCUGUUUAGCCUUUUUGAACUUAAUUACAGGCAUUUUCCCCGCCUCUAUCUGCCGCUCUCCCUGAUUCUGGCCAGAAUGCAGGUGCUUGAACGCCGCAGGAGAUCUGUGGAAGCCCGCAGAGCCAGGGAAGCGGCGUUUGAUGCCGAGCAUCUGUGGAAUCCCCAGAGGCUGGCUUUUGGUAGUUUAACACAUACCAUAGCUCUGACUGCAUCUGAAGUGAUCGAUCCUCUGGUAGAAGAACUUGGCUGUGAUAAGUUUAUCAACAGAGAAUAGUUUGGUGAUGAAACUGCUUGCAGAAGAACCUCUGUACUCAAGACAACUUUAUGCCAAUCCUGGAACUUGAUUUAAAAAAGGCAGUUGUAUGCGCGUAAGGCAGUGCACAGUUGAGAAAACAAAGAAGGAAGCUUCUUGUGAAAAACAUCAGAAAAGAAAAAACAAGCCGAAACUGUUAGGACUCUAUUCUUUGGGUUGGUGACUGAUGGGGAUUCUUCUCCUUUCAUUUGGAAGUGUCUUUGAAAAUUGCUUCACUAAAAGGUGAAGAAUGGUUCUAUAAAAUUGAGACUUUCUAAAGAAAUGUUGCCAGUAAUAAAACUCAUGAUGAGGAAAAGUAUCAAGUAGCGAUAGUAGGAAUAAGGACACAGCUGCGUUAUCAGACUGGAAGACAGGAGCGAACUUGAAAUUGCCAGAAAAUGUGCUGUCUUCGUGUCAGAUUGAACAGAAAUUUUUAGUGUAAAGAUCGAUUUUGUAUUCUGAGGCAUUUCCAAUGACAAACAUAGUAAAUGCUGUAUAUAUUACAAAAUAAAUCGUCUGUUUGAGAAUA